AUUAUAUCUCCCUCGCCUCAGCAACACUCUUAGUUGCAACACCUCAAAACCCAUACGCAUGGAUUCUCUGCACCAGCCCCUGCCCUUGGCGCUCUUGUUCAUCGUCCCGCUCCUCUUACUCCUCGGCCUCCUCGCUCGAUCUCGCCGGCGCUCGCCCUUCCCGCCUGGGCCAAAAGGCCUCCCCAUCAUCGGCAACAUGCUGAUGAUGGACCGGCUCACCCACAGAGGCCUGGCCAAGCUCGCCUCCCAAUACGGCGGCGUUUUCCACCUCAAAAUGGGCUUCCUCCGCAUGGUCGCCAUCUCCGACCCCGACGCCGCUCGCCAAGUUCUUCAGGUCCACGACAACAUCUUCUCCAACCGACCCGCCACCAUAGCCAUCAGCUACCUCACCUACGACCGCGCCGACAUGGCCUUCGCUCACUACGGCCCCUUCUGGCGCCAGAUGCGCAAGGUCUGCGUCAUGAAGCUCUUCAGUCGCAAGCGGGGCGAAUCGUGGCAGUCGGUGCGAGACGAGGUGGACACCGUGGUGCGCACCGUGGCCAGCAACACCAGCAAGCCGGUGAAUAUCGGUGAGUUGGUGUUUUCGCUGACAAAGAACAUAAUAUACCGAGCGGCGUUCGGGUCGAGCUCGCAGGAAGGACAGGACGAGUUCAUAGGGAUAUUGCAGGAGUUCUCCAAGUUGUUCGGAGCGUUCAACAUCGCGGACUUCAUCCCUUACCUCGGGUGGAUCGACCCGCAGGGACUGAACGCCAGACUGGCCAAGGCACGAGCGUCUCUGGACAGAUUCAUAGACAAAAUCAUCGACGAGCAUAUCCAGAAAAGGAGGAGUAAAAGCGAUGGCUGCGGCGAUGAGGAAACGGACAUGGUGGAUGAGCUGAUGGCUUUUUACAGUGAGGAAGCUCAAGUGAGUGAGUCUGAGGAUCUCCACAACUCCAUCAAACUCACCAAGGAUAACAUCAAAGCCAUCAUCAUGGACGUGAUGUUUGGUGGGACCGAGACGGUGGCGUCGGCAAUCGAGUGGGCGAUGGCGGAGCUGAUGAGAAACCCGGAAGAUCUAAGGCGGGUCCAGCAAGAGCUCGCUAACGUGGUCGGCUUGGAUCGCAGAGUUGAAGAGUCCGACUUCGACAAGCUCACCUUCCUCAAAUGCGCCCUCAAGGAGACUCUGCGCCUCCACCCACCCAUCCCCCUGCUCCUCCAUGAGACCGCCGAAGAUGCCGAGGUUUCCGGCUACUAUAUCCCCAAGAAGUCACGUGUCAUGAUCAACGCGUGGGCCAUCGGGAGGGACAAGAACUCUUGGGAAGACCCGGACUCCUUUAAGCCUUCUCGAUUUUUGAAACAGGGCGUGGCGGAUUUCAAGGGAAGCAAUUUCGAGUUUAUUCCGUUCGGGUCGGGUCGGAGGUCAUGCCCCGGGAUGCAACUCGGACUCUACGCGCUGGACAUGGCGGUGGCUCACCUUCUUCAUUGUUUCACUUGGGAAUUGCCGGACGGGAUGAAGCCGAGUGAGAUGGACAUGAGCGACGUGUUCGGACUGACCGCUCCCAGAGCGAGUCGACUCGUUGCCAUUCCCAGUAAACGCGUGGUGUGCAACCUCUCUUAGAUCUCAUUCCAGUCCUUCUCUCUGUGGUUUUUUGUUUUUGUUUUUUUGGUCUUUGAAAUAUCUGUCAAUUAUAUAUACUGAGUAUAUGAAGAAGGGGAACAACAGCAACAGCAACAAUAAUUGAUUCCAAAGAAAGAAGAGGAAUCUGGGGGGAUUUAAUUGUCUUGAAGCAUUUGUUCAUUUGAUCUUUAUGCCAAAUCAUUUAGGUCGUUCGGUUGUAAUUUGCCCCUUUUCUUUGUUGAAGAUCAAUGACUUACCUCGGAAUAAAAAUGCAAUCGCAACCUUAUCUCGAAA
This is a messenger RNA of Neltuma alba, 1891 nucleotides long. Its product is annotated as cytochrome P450 84A1. Lineage: Eukaryota; Viridiplantae; Streptophyta; Magnoliopsida; Fabales; Fabaceae. The record is from RefSeq and is a predicted model, not a curated record. Bases 59 to 1597 code for a protein of 512 amino acids. The transcript has 2 exons. Gene Ontology annotation, molecular function: oxidoreductase activity, acting on paired donors, with incorporation or reduction of molecular oxygen; iron ion binding; heme binding.